Molecule: messenger RNA, 1563 nt
Organism: Symbiodinium natans
Lineage: Eukaryota; Dinophyceae; Suessiales; Symbiodiniaceae
Source: the annotation of a GenBank genome assembly
AUGGUCAUCUGCGGCGAGGGGAAGCAGCUUGGAAGCUGGAACCCAUACACAGCGCCUGCGCUAAAGUACGUGGGCCCGUCAGGCGACAAAGAGGUGUGGGCACUGCCCGGAGUGCUGGCAGAGGUCACGCCAGGCAUGCCCUUUAAGUUCGUCUGCCUGGGCCACAACGGCAUCCCGAGAUGGGAGGAAAAUCGCCCGAACCGGUUCUGGUCCGGCGAGGAGGCUUCCUACCUGUUUGACCUUCCAUCGCCCAGGAAGGCGAAGGGUGAGGGCCAGGAGCUGGAUGUGGUCUGGGGCGACAACUGGCUGGUAGACAUCGACCCUCUUGAGUUUCCUGGUGCUAUCUUUCACGCUUUCAACUGGAAGUUUGCGGAUGUUCAGAAGAAGGCCGCAAUGAUCGCUGCGCUGGGUUUCGAUGCUGUGCAGCUGAGCCCAGCGCAGAAGAGCAUCCCAGGAGAUCAGUGGUGGACCCGCUACCAGCCUGUGAAGUACGAGGAGGUUCAUGGUCUCGGUAACGAGCAGGAGCUCCGGAACUGCUGCAAAGCCUGUGAAAAGGUUGGCCUUCUGGUUUUUGGGGAUUUGGUCUUCAACCACAUGCAGGUAGUUGCUAGCUGCGACGAGUGGCGCAAGGCGCAGCAGGACGCGGGCCUCCUGGAGAUUCUCCAGCGCAGGCUCUCGCAGAAGUUGGGCCCCACCUUCUCCAGGGAUGACUUCGAGUGGCCGUGGUAUCCUCUGGAGGGCGAGGACUGGGAUGGCCCUAAGCGCAUGGAGGGCUGGGGCUGCGGCGAGUGGUCCGAGCUCAAGGGCGGCUCAGCGAAGGUCGUCUCCGUGCACUCGGCCCACAUGGAGAAGCUGAAAAACUGUGGGGUGUCUGGCUUCCGCUUCGAUGCGGCGAAGCACAUGCGGCCCGAGCACAUAAGCCACUACGUGGACAAGGCCGACGUGUACGCGUAUGGCGAGGUGCUGAGCAUCGACCCGGCCAUGCAGCGGGAGUACACGGAUGGUGUGUCUUUGACGACGGGCGAGCAGUUCCCAACCACGGACUUCCUCCUGGGGGCCUGGCUUCGGAGAUUUAUCGAGGUUGGGCCCCACGCCGUGGACUUCGAGCACCACGACUGGGUGAAGCACUUGAUUGAUGUGGAGAUGAAGAGACCGUCGGAGCUGCCGGAGAAGCUCGGAACGGUGGAAAAGGGGCAGAUGUCAGCCCCUGUGCUGUCGCGGAACUCGAUCCGGUUUGCCCGGAAUCAUGACACUGUCUACAACGAUGUUCCGUUCUACGGCCUUGGGGGAUGGAGCCAGGGCAGCGCCCAAGUGGCCGCAGCCUGGCUACUGGCAGCCCAUGACGGAUCCAUCCUCCUCCUUGCUGAGGAUGUCAAAAGGUCAAUGAUGAUCAAGGAGGCGCUGGCCUAUCGGAAGGCCUUGCGCGGAGUGAUCGAGGGCCUGGCUCCCGAGCAGAGACAGACCAUCCGGACAGAGAUCAGGGUCAUGGAGUCAGAGGAGGGCGGUCGGCCGCUGACGAUCUGUGUGGCCUGCCGUGUGGACGCAGGCCCUGAAAACAGAUAG